This is a messenger RNA of Vicia villosa (hairy vetch), 1516 nucleotides long. RefSeq lists its product as uncharacterized. NCBI's taxonomy places the organism in Eukaryota, Viridiplantae, Streptophyta, Magnoliopsida, Fabales, Fabaceae. Gene Ontology annotation, cellular component: membrane. The coding region runs from base 188 to 1303 and encodes 371 amino acids. The transcript is spliced from 9 exons. The record is from RefSeq and is a predicted model, not a curated record. Gene Ontology annotation, molecular function: metalloendopeptidase activity. Gene Ontology annotation, biological process: CAAX-box protein processing.
ACUUCACCAAUUCCAAUUUCAACCUCAAACUCAAAUUUCAUCAUCUUGUCUUUAUACAAACACAACCACAUAUAAAACACACGAAUCUUUUCUUCUUGUCUUUGUUCUUUCAACACAAACAAACUCAACAUGAACAACAACAACAUCAUCAACAACACAAAUCCAUUUUGAAUUCUCUCUCUAUUGAAUGGAGCUUUCUCUUACACUAACACCAAGUCCUUCUUCAUCUUCACUUGUUCAGUUCUCUAAUAAGCUAUGUGAGUUUCAUCAGAGGAAGAAGAGGGUUUCUUUCUUUGAUGCUUCGAGAGGAGUUUCUGUUCGGUGUGUUAAAGCUUCUGCAGAGAGAACAGGUGAAACUAUUGAUGACAGAGGUGAGACUCGGACCGGGUUCACUGCACCGGCUGCUAUGGAGGUCACCACCACAUUCAACCAAGGUUUCAAUGAUGCUGCUGCUGCUGACUUUCCUGUUUGGGAAAAAAUUGGGGCUGUUGUGAGACUCAGCUAUGGCAUCGGGAUUUAUGGCGCGAUGGCUGUUGCGGGGAGUUUUAUAUGUUCGAUUACGGGAAUUGAUUCUCUUGGAGGUUUUCAUCUUUCAAUUGAUGCUGUUCUUGAAGGACUUGGAUAUGCAGUUCCUCCAAUUAUGGCUCUUCUUUUUAUACUUGAUGAUGAAGUUGUGAAGCUAUCACCUCAUGCCCGUGCUAUUAGAGACGUAGAAGAUGAAGAGCUAUGGAGUUUUUUCUAUGGCAUGUCCCCUUUGCAGUUUAUACUGAUGGUUGCUGCAAGUUCAGUGGGAGAAGAGCUCUUUUAUAGAGCUGCAGUUCAGGGGGCACUGGCUGAUAUAUUUUUACGAGGCAGUGAUCUUAUGCAAGAUGUUCGAGGAAUGGCGUCUUUGACAGGAGUUCUGCCGCCGUUUGUUCCAUUUGCUCAAGCACUUGCAGCUGUACUUACCGCUAUCCUUACGGGUUCUCUCUACUACGUUGCUGCCUCUCCCAAAGAUCCUACCUAUAUUGUUGCACCGGUUUUACAAUCUCGCGCCAGUCGUCAAGAUUUGAAAAAGCUGUUUGAAGCUUGGUAUGAGAAAAGGCAAAUGAGGAAAAUCUAUUCACCACUUCUCGAAGGACUAUUGGCUCUCUACCUCGGUUUCGAGUGGAUCCAAACAAAUAAUAUUCUUUCUCCCAUUAUCACACAUGGGAUUUACUCCACUGUUAUUUUGGGACAUGGCCUUUGGAAGAUACACGAUCACCGGCGAAAACUAAGACAAAGAAUCCAGCAGCUCAAAUCGGAAGAAAGAAAUUCCAACUAGAUUUUGAAAUUUCCUCCAUGACUGAUUUUUGUGGAAAAUCUGUAUAUGUAUUAGAGGUGUUAAUAAUGUAAAGAGAAGAUGUGUAUACUUAUAUGUUAGCUGAGUUUUCAUACCUACAAAAUAUGCAAAGUUUUGAUUACAGGAUUCUCUAAUUUAGAGUCAUCAUCAGUGUUUGUAAUAAAAAUUGGAGUAAUCCAAAAGUUGUGUUUAAUU